Molecule: messenger RNA, 2027 nt
Organism: Prionailurus viverrinus (fishing cat)
Lineage: Eukaryota; Metazoa; Chordata; Mammalia; Carnivora; Felidae
Exons: 7
Coding region: 11-655 (214 amino acids)
Source: RefSeq, a predicted model, not a curated record
GGGAAUUUUAAUGCUUUACUUGCGAGUUGUUAAAGGCGCUGUAAAUUUUAUUGUAAUGCUUCUUGGCUUCGGAGUAGAUGCAGGCGACCGGUUGCUUCUCGUGGUCUUUUUCCUCUCAAAGAACCUAGUCCAGGAACUUCCAGUGUGUCAGAUCAAAUCCAAGCAACAAAGCUGCGUGAAACUAACUGCAAAGCCGGUGUUGAAGCUCGGAGCCGCACGGCUGUCUUGUCCACAUAUAACAUCAGAGCGCCCCCUGCUGGCCAGCGGAGUAGACCGCUGCAGAACCCUCCUGUGUCACGCCUUCUCCAACCUUCCUCUUUGGGGACGCUCAGGACCGGGAUGGGGACCCCGGGGGAACAGGGAAGGUGCUCUGCUAGGACAAGUCAGAGGCCGCCCGGCUCUUCUGGUGUUUGAAGAAUUGCUGGGAUUAUUUUUGCUAACUGAGGUUCGAAUGUCAUUGUGCAGAGAGGGCCGGAGUGAAUUAGGGCCCCGGGGACCGCGGACACCAGAUGCACCUCCGGGGUUUCAGUGGAGGAAUGAGCAUGUGGAUACCAGGUGCCAAGGCAUUGUUGUGUGGCGGAAGAGAUUCAGAUUUCAUCUGAGAAACUGUUGUCUUUCCAACUCCAUCUUUAGACACAAACGGUCAGCUGAGUGACAUCAUUAAUAGAAGUAUCUAUUUUAGAAGCUCUACUUCUGGAAGUGGAAUUAAAAAGGAGGUGUAACCCAGAGUUUAAGAUACCCACUGAUAAUGAGGGUAUUUGAGUGAUGGUAAUUGGCGAGGAGAAAACCUUAAAGAUCUAUCUAGAGACCAACCCUCACACUCCAGGCAUGUUGCCAGAUAAAGACUAAAAACAGCAUGUGAGAUGGCAAGAAAAAUAUGCUCCUUGGUUUCUUCAUUGCCAUAAAAGCCAUUGGGAAGAACUGAAAGAGAUCUGCCAUUCCUGAAUGGGAACACUGGACUUCUUGUUCUGUGACUGAACACUUUUGCCACCGAGACAUGGAGACAAGGAAUAUCAUCUUCGAUAAGGUGUAGCCCUCCAGUCUAUGGCCACAGUCAGCACAGAAAGUAAGGUUGCAGAAUGGCCAUCCCUUUCAAUUCAAUGCUGCUCUUGGAACCAGAUCAGUCAUUCGACAACAUUGUUUCUUUCUUUUAGACUAAGACAGGAAACCUCUUUAACCUUGAGGAUGACAGUUUCAUCAGCCAUAUGUGCCUGAUUUUUGUACACCCACACACGAUUUGGUCGUACACAAUAAACUCGCAGAAUAUAGCCAUAGCUUCUUGCUUCGAGAAAAGUCUAUCAAUUUCGUGAUUAAAGCCCGUUUAACGUUGGUGUCUUUGUGGGCGGAAUUUUCAAGAUGGCACGAGCCAAUCCACACUGUCAAACUGUGUCAUCCCACACCUGAGACAAGGAGUACAUCACACUGGUUCAGUCAGUGAACAGAUCAGCUAAAAUGGUUGCAGGACUGAACAAAAUUUGACGAAUCUGGCACAACUGAAACAUUGAAGGAGAUUGAAAGUAAGCAGAUGGUACUUAUCUAGGAGACAGGAGUGUUUCCUUUUCUGUAAAAUGGGCAUAUUAAUACUUUGCCCAGAUGGUUUGUAGUAAAGGUUAGAAAUAAUGCGUAUCAAGUAUCCAGCAUGUAGCAGGUACUUAGUAAAUGGUUGCUAUCAUUUAUUAUUAUUAUUAUCGUUAUUUUAAAAUUUCCAGUUACUUUGAAAAAAUUAAGCCAUUAGUUACUGGUCAAUGAAGAUUUGUUUUUAAAGCUCUAAUGCUGUUAGAUUACUCCAAGUUAGAUUCAUCCAAGUUGUUAAGCAGCUUGCAUAGAAAGCCAGUCAUGUGUUUUAGUUUAUUAUUUAUCUGCCUUUACUCUUAAUACCUAACCUUUUAGUUUCAUCUGUUUAGUGAGUUGUUUUUUUAAUAACUGGCUGAUCAGGGCGCCUGGGUGGCGCAGUCGGUUAAGCGUCCGACUUCAGCCAGGUCACUAUCUCGUGGUCCGUGAGUUCGAGCCCCGCAUCAGGCUCUGGG